Molecule: messenger RNA, 1995 nt
Organism: Drechmeria coniospora
Lineage: Eukaryota; Fungi; Ascomycota; Sordariomycetes; Hypocreales; Ophiocordycipitaceae
Product: Mitochondrial division protein 1
Exons: 4
Coding region: 1-1995 (664 amino acids)
Molecular function (GO): protein binding
Source: RefSeq, a predicted model, not a curated record
AUGGCUGAUCAGGACUUCCAUUAUGGCUUCCCCGAUGAUGCCUCCGACGACGAUCAGCCCAUCAUCUCGACCAGCGGCCUCGAGGCCUUUGGUCGCAAGGUGACGACGACGGCGACGCACCUCAUGGGGCCCAACGCAGAGGCGACGGCUCACCACUACAAGACGGCCAUGGCGGAGGUGCACAAGCAGCUCAAGCGGCCGUCGAUACAGCGCAGCGUCUUCUCCUUGGCCAACGCGACCCCGACCGAGCUCGUCCGCGCGAGGUUGUCGACGACCGAGAUUCAGCACCGCGCCCUGUCCCGGCUGCCGGACGAGCUGCUGUCCAACAUUCCGGACAACGGAAACUCGUACUCGCUGUUCCAGGGCUUUCAAGCCAGCUUUCCCGAGCUCACCGACGAGGGCAAAAAACACCGUCACCGGGUGUCGAGGGGGAGAAAGUUGCUUGAGGAGGGUCCGGCGGGUGCUCCCGAGCACGGGCCCAAGCAUCUGCACAGGCUCAAGAAGGAAAGGGCCGCCAUGAUGCACGAGUUCCAGCUCCGCGGGAUUCGGAAAAGCAUGGCCAGCAGUGAGAUUCACGAGAUCGACAACAAGAUCGCCAACCUCCACGGCAUGCGAAGGCUCAUCCUCGAGAGGCUCGCCGGGCUCGAGCAGGAGGAGGCUUUGCUGGAACAUGACGUCGUCGAUGUCGAAGCACGGCUGGAGGACGCGCAGCUGCUCGUCGACGAGGCCGAAGCCAUGGCCGGCAGCACGCCGGACGAGGAGGAGGCGGAUCUUGCCGGCGAUGCCGACGACCACGGUCAUGACCGCGAGGCCGGCUUCAUGUCGCAGUCCGUGUACGAGAGGCUUCCCGGCUCGGCCGACAGCACGCCGAGGCGGGCGAAGAAGGUGCAUCGGCGGAAAUCGAUGCCCAUCCUCCACGAGCACUUCGAGGCCGGGUCCGGCAUCCGCGAGAUCCGAGCGCACGACGACGAAAUAGGGGCCGUCGACUUUGACGCGCCCUUUGGCGUCAUGGUGACGGCAUCGCGGGACGAUACGGUCAAGGUCUGGGAUCUCAACGCGGGACGGUGCAUGGGCCUGCUCGAGGGUCACGCGGCCUCGGUCCGCACCCUCCAGGUGGAGGAUAACAUCCUCGCGACGGGAUCCGCCGACGCAACCAUCAAGCUGUGGGAUCUGAGCAGGGCCCACUACGAUCCCCAGGGCCAGCAGGGCGGCAAGGAGGGUGAGGGCGAGGACGAGGACGCCAUGGCUUUCGAGAACGCCGAGGACCAGCCGGUCGACCCGCCCGAGGGCAGCAUGGACGACUGCGCACUCUUCACGCUGCAGGCUCACGUGGACGAGAUUACGGCCCUUCACUUUCGCGGCGAUGUCCUCGUGUCCGGCUCGGCGGACAAGACGCUCCGGCACUGGGAUCUCGACAAGGGGCGGUGCGUGCAGACGCUGGACGUCAUCUGGGCGACGGCGCAGGCCUCGGCGACGAGCGCCGUCGACGGCCCCUGGCGACCGACGGGGCGAUCGCAGACGGGCGUCGCCGACUUCGUCGGAGCCGUCCAGGUGUUCGAGUCGGCGCUCGCCUGCGGCACGGCCGACGGCAUGGUCCGGUUGUGGGAUCUCCGAAGCGGACAGGUUUCCCGCAGCCUCGUCGGCCACACGGGGGCCGUGACUUGCCUGCAGUUCAACGACGUUCACCUCGUCACCGGCAGCCUCGACAGGAGUAUCCGGAUAUGGGAUCUGCGAACGGGAUCCAUCUACGACGCGUACGCGUACGACAACCCGAUUACGAGCAUGAUGUUCGACGCGCGCAGGAUCGUCAGCGCCGCGGGCGAGAACGUGGCCAAGGUGUACGACAAGGUCGAGGGUCGGCAGUGGGACUGCGGCGCCGGUGUCGCGGCGGCCGAGGAGGGGGAUAGCCCAUCGAUUGUCGAGCGCGUUCGGGUCCGGGACGGGUACCUCGUCGAGGGCAGGCGGGACGGUAUCGUGGGCGUGUGGACGUGUUAG